AUGGAAUUGAAGGUGGUGACAGAGAUGCAAGUGAGCCUCCUGCUGCUGCUGAUGAUUGCGUUAGCAAGAACAGCAACUGCAGAAGAUGAUCAAGCCCUGCCCGGCUGCCCCAACAAGUGCGGAGAUGUUUCAAUUCCAUACCCCUUUGGCGUAGGUGUGUCAAGUAUCACCGGAAAAAACUGUUCCUUUGAGAGAGACAUGAAUCUCACCUGCGCAGACUCCAUUCUAUACGGAGGUAACGUCCAAGUUCUGAACAUAACCCUCCUAGGUCAAUUGGAGAUGAAUUUCUUCGUCUCCUCUAUCUGCAAAAACAACAUUUCUAUUGGAGUAACAGAAUCCAACGUACCCACACUCCAAACUCAAUCCUUCACCAUUUCCAGCACGGAAAACAAGUUCAUGAGUUUAGGAUGCGACACGUACGGGUUUGUCAGCAGUUACGUCAACCAAUCUACAUACUCAACAACAGGGUGCUUGACAUUAUGUGGCGACAAACUAGAAAAUUUGGAAAACAUGCAGAUGAAUGAUGGGAAAUGUGCAGGCAGAGGUUGCUGCCAGGUGGAUAUACCGCCUGCAAUGAAGAACAUCGCUAUACAAACAAAUACAUUUAAUAAUUUCAGUAACUCUUCCGAUUCCAACAGCUGCAGCGUUUCGUUUGUGGUGAAAAAUGGCGGCUACAACUUCUCCAUUGAUCAUUUGAACCGCAUCCCAUUCGAUAUGGCUCCCAUGAUUGUUGAUUGGAGAGUUGGAGAUGCUGGCUGUAACGUUUCCAAGGAUAAAGCCAACUAUGCGUGCAAAAGUGAUAAUAGCGUUUGCGAGGACCCACCCUCUGCCGGUGGAAAUGGCUACCUAUGCAAAUGUAAACCAGGUUUUGAGGGCAACCCUUACCUUCCCCAAGGUUGCACAG
Messenger RNA from Vigna umbellata (rice bean), 904 nucleotides. NCBI's taxonomy places the organism in Eukaryota, Viridiplantae, Streptophyta, Magnoliopsida, Fabales, Fabaceae. The record is from RefSeq and is a predicted model, not a curated record.